CGGCGGGGUCCCCCCGAGGGCGCGGCGGUGACGGCGCGGCUCGUACCCCCCCUCUCCCGGGUUGUCGGCUCCCCGCGCGGGGUGAGGGGCGGGCAGGUGGGCGAUGAAUGGGUUCAGCACCGAGGAGGACAGCCGGGAUGGGCCGCCCGCCGCCCCCUUUUACGGCCAGAGCUGCUGCCUCAUUGACGACGGGGACCGCUGCGUGCGCCCCGCCGGCAACGCGUCCUUCAGCAAGAGGAUCCAGAAGAGCAUCUCGCAGAAGAAGCUGAAGCUGGACAUCGACAAAAGUGUGAGACAUCUGUAUAUUUGUGAUUUUCACAAGAACUUCAUUCAAAGUGUGCGAAACAAAAGGAAGAGGAAGACGAGCGAUGAUGGAGGUGACUCUCCUGAGCAUGACACGGAUGUUCCAGAGGUUGACUUGUUCCAGCUCCAAGUGAACACCUUGAGACGUUACAAGAGGCAUUAUAAGUUGCAGACUAGGCCUGGACUCAACAAGGCUCAGCUUGCAGAAACUGUCAGUCGUCACUUCAGGAAUAUUCCGGUGAAUGAGAAGGAGACACUUGCAUAUUUCAUCUACAUGGUGAAGAACAACAAGAGCAGGCUGGACCAGAAAUCAGAAGGCAGCAAGCAACUAGAUUGAAGGUUAACAAGACUUGGAAUAAGAGAGACCUUAAAGGAACAUAUGGGCUGAAAACUGCCGACAAAGAGCAGAGAGUGGCACUGCUGACUGGGAAUGCCAAGCCUGGAGCAGAAAAACUCAGCUGAUGAGAUAUUUUGUGACAAACCCAUGUCAGUUGUACAAGUGCAAUUCAUGGAGUCUUUUGAAUGCAACAAAAAUACAACUCACAAGAAGGAUGGAGGUUGUUGAAGAACCACGUGACUUUGCAUUUUGGAGUGUUGGGCUUUUCUGCGAUGGGGAUCCUCCCCUCCAGUAUCA
Molecule: messenger RNA, 937 nt
Organism: Neopelma chrysocephalum (saffron-crested tyrant-manakin)
Lineage: Eukaryota; Metazoa; Chordata; Aves; Passeriformes; Pipridae
Gene: SAP30L
Product: SAP30 like
Exons: 5
Coding region: 104-640 (178 amino acids)
Biological process (GO): regulation of DNA-templated transcription
Cellular component (GO): histone deacetylase complex
Molecular function (GO): transcription coregulator activity; protein binding
Source: RefSeq, a predicted model, not a curated record